Molecule: messenger RNA, 968 nt
Organism: Sphaerodactylus townsendi
Lineage: Eukaryota; Metazoa; Chordata; Lepidosauria; Squamata; Sphaerodactylidae
Gene: LAMTOR5
Product: late endosomal/lysosomal adaptor, MAPK and MTOR activator 5
Exons: 5
Coding region: 200-475 (91 amino acids)
Biological process (GO): positive regulation of TORC1 signaling; cellular response to amino acid stimulus
Cellular component (GO): Ragulator complex; cytoplasm; lysosome
Molecular function (GO): guanyl-nucleotide exchange factor activity
Source: RefSeq, a predicted model, not a curated record
CAACCAACGAGUACCAGCACGGCUCCACGGUGUAAUUUGAGCCUACACGAUAAUUGAUCAAAAUGACAAUAUACCCUAUCUCAAAGAAGUUUAGUCGAAAAUAAGUUCCGCUUAUCUAAGAGACUUCUCUUCGCGCAAGUGACUAAAACCAGCUGACGACAAACUUUGGAAUGCGGAAGAGGCCUUGGCGCAGCGCAAGAUGGAAGGAGCGUUGGAGCAUCAUUUGGAAGACACCAUGAAGAAUCCUUCCAUUGCGGGAGUCCUGUGUACUGAUUCUCAGGGACUAAACCUGGGCUGUCGUGGCACUCUUUCAGAUGAACAUGCAGGCGUGAUAUCUGUUCUAGCUCAGCAGGCAGCCAAACUAACAUCUGAUCCAACAGAUAUUCCUGUUGUUUGCCUGGAAUCAGAUACUGGUAAUAUCAUGAUCCAGAAGCAUGAUGGCAUCACAGUGGCAGUGCACAAAAUGGCAUCUUGAUCUCACCUGCAGCAUGUCUCCUUGUUCUUCAGCAACUCACUGUUGUAGACUGUGCUCUUCUCCUGCAUCAAUUGUAUAUCCAGUGUCACUAUAAGAUCCCAAUUGAUUCUGUUUGUAAAUACUUUCCCUAUCUUGUAUGUUGACCUGGGAAUCAGAUUGUUCAUAUUUGAAGCUCCCUAUUACCCAACCUGGAAAGCUUUUCUGAGGUGUGGCUGCAGAAACAGCACCUUGGCAGCUGCCCCAUGCUUCACCAGAAGACACUUAAUUGCUUGUUUGGUGCAGUUUUGUCAAAAUGCUGUGUAUUCCAUUUUGUAUUUCUGGCUGUACUGUGGUUUCAAAUAGUGUAGCUUACUGUUAAGAAACACUGUAACAUUAUUCCUUGGUUGACAGGAUGCCCUAAUAUAGCUUUAAAUACUACAAGUGCUAUUAAAUUUGCAAGGAAUGUGAUAACAGUCAUGUGACUUCUCUCAAAUACAGCUAUUUAUGCUUCUAA